Ipomoea nil (Japanese morning glory) is the source of this 1792-nucleotide messenger RNA. RefSeq names its product tonoplast dicarboxylate transporter. Bases 1 to 1644 code for a protein of 547 amino acids. Gene Ontology annotation, biological process: monoatomic anion transmembrane transport. Gene Ontology annotation, cellular component: membrane. The record is from RefSeq and is a predicted model, not a curated record. Gene Ontology annotation, molecular function: transmembrane transporter activity. The transcript has 7 exons. Lineage: Eukaryota; Viridiplantae; Streptophyta; Magnoliopsida; Solanales; Convolvulaceae.
AUGAACAACCAAGAAGCUGUAAAUGAAUCCAAAGCGCCCCUUCUUCCUCUUGAAGAUCCAGUUAUACACAAGUCGCGAAGCUUCAGAACCACCGCACGCUCCAUUUUCACGCCGAGCAAUUUUUUCAUUCUGUUGGGACCUCUGUUAUGUGGUCUUAUCUGCGCGUUUGUGAAGCUGGACGGGUCCGCCGCCGCCGCCGUCACUAGCCGGAAUAUGCUGGCGGUUAUGGUGUGGGUCUUCGCUUGGUGGAUGACGCAGGCGGUGCCGAUGCCGGUCACCUCCAUGUCGCCGCUCUUCCUCUUCCCUCUUUUUGGGAUCGCCACGGCGGAUGAGGUGGCGCAGUCGUACAUGGAUGACGUAAUUGCCCUGGUUCUUGGCAGUUUCAUUCUGGCACUCGCCGUGGAGCACUAUAACAUUCACCGGAGAUUAGCUUUGAAUAUAACGCUUAUGUUCAGCGGGGAUCCGCUGAACCCGCCGUUGCUCCUCCUGGGAAUAUGCGGGACCACGUUCUUUGUGAGCAUGUGGAUGCACAACGUGGCGGCGGCGAUGCUGAUGAUGCCGGUGGCGACGGGCGUUUUGCAGCGGCUGCCGGCGGAUCUUGGGCAGUCGAGCCUGGUGACUAAGUUCUGCAAAGCUGUUGUUCUGGGAGUUACGUACUCGGCGGCGGUGGGCGGGAUAAGCACGCUUACAGGGACGGGCGUGAACCUUAUAUUGGUGGGGAUGUGGAAGAGCUAUUUUCCCCAGGCUGAUCCUAUUACCUUCAGUACUUGGUUGUUCUUUGGCUUCCCUUUGGCUAUUGUAAUCUUCAUUGCCCUCUGGAUAAUUCUUUGCCUCAUGUACUGCAAAAAGGGAUCAAGCCGAGCUCUUUCUGCCUAUAUGGAUAGAUCCCAUUUGAGAAGGGAGCUUGAUUUGCUAGGUCCAAUGUCUUUUGCUGAAAAGAUGGUUAUAGUGAUAUUCUCUAUGCUAGUAGUACUGUGGAUGACAAGGAGCAUAACUGAUGAUAUUCCUGGAUGGGGUGUUCUCUUCGGUGACCGUGCCGGCGAUGGAACCGUUAGCGUGUUGAUGGCAACUUUAUUGUUCAUAAUUCCAAACAAGAAGCAGGAAGGGGAGAAGCUGAUGGAUUGGAACAAAUGCAAGAAGCUGCCAUGGAACAUUAUACUGUUGUUAGGGGCAGGGUUUGCAAUAGCAGAUGGGGUGAGGACAAGUGGGCUAGCAGAUGUGCUGUCAAAGGGCUUAGAUUUCUUGCAAAAUGCCCCAUACUUAGCCAUAGCCCCAGCUGUUUGCAUAGUGAGUGGGAUAAUCACAGAGUUUACCUCCAACAAUGCCACAGCCACCCUGCUGAUUCCCCUGUUGAUUCAAGUUGCCCAGACAAUGAAUGUUCAUCCCCUCCUGUUAAUAGUGCCGGGCUCGGUCGGCGCCCAGUUCUCGUACCUGCUGCCCACCGGAACGCCGUCCAACAUCGUCGGAUUCUCCACCGGACAUCUUGAGGUCAGUGACAUGAUCAAGACAGGGCUGCCCUUGAAGAUUGCUGGAAUUGCUGCACUCUCCUUUCUCAUGCCUACUCUUGGGGUUAUUGUUUUCGGGACAGACAAGGAAGUGGUGCAAAACCUUUCAAAGAAUUAUUUGCAUCUUUGUAGAUCAUGAGUCCAUGACCUAAGGACAUAGCCAAUUGUUGCAUUGCCUUAAGUGGUCUAUAUAUAUAUAUAUAUAUAUGUAUUCAAUGUAUAAAGAACUUUGUAGUUGUGGGAGACACCAGUUUCCAUAUGAAGGUUGAUCCACAACAAUGUUCAAA